UAGAGAUAACAAUGAAAACUACAUUGCUUUCAUUCCUUCUCUGCUACUACUUCAUAUAUCACACUCUUGCUUCUUUCAAAUGUCUCCAAGAUCAACAAUCAUUGUUGCUCCAACUAAAAUACAAUCUCACAUUUGAUCCUCGACGUUCCACCAAACUAAAUUUGUGGAAUGAAAACACUGCUUGCUGUAAUUGGAGUGGUGUAACGUGUGACAAUGCGGGACAUGUUAUUGGCCUUGAUCUUAGUGAAGAAUCAAUCUCUGGUGGAAUUCAUAAGGCAACUAGUCUUUUUAGUUUCCAAUAUCUCCAAAAACUGAAUUUGGCUUAUAACAAUUUCCAUUCACCCAUUCCAUCAGGGUUCAGCAAGUUGGUGAUGUUGAAUUAUCUAAAUUUGUCAUAUUCUUACAUUGUAGGGAAUAUUCCUAUGGAGAUUUCAAAGCUUACAAGGUUAGUUACUCUUGAUCUCUCUUCUCAUGGUAGCUUUUCAAAAGAACAAGGGCCGACAAUUUAUAACCGAAAUCUACCAACAUUUCUCCAAAAUCUUACCAGUCUUAGACAAUUGUAUCUUGACCGGAUUAGUAUAUCUACUAUGGGAGGGGAAUGGGGAAAUGCUUUGUUGCCGCUGCGGGAUCUACAAGAGUUGAGUAUGUCUCAAUGUGAUCUAUCAGGACCUCUUGAUUCUUCCCUCACAAAACUAGUGAACCUAUCUGUCAUUGUUCUUGUUGGCAACAAUUUUUCAUCUGUGGUUCCAGAAACAUUUGCCAAUUUGCAAAAACUAACCACCCUGAGUCUUUAUGAUUGUGGAUUGAUUGGUACAUUUCCACAAAAGAUCUUUCAAAUUGAAACACUUUCACUAAUUGAUUUAUCAAGAAACUACAAUCUACACGGGUCGUUUCCAGACUACUCAAUGAGUAAAUCUCUUUACAACAUUAAUUUGAAAUACACACAAUUCUCUGGAACAAUUCCACACACUAUUAGCAACAUGAGAUUCUUAUCUCAUUUGGAUCUUUCUUAUUGUCAAUUUAAUGGAACACUUCCCAACUCAAUGUCAAAACUCUCACACCUUACUUACGUCGACCUUUCUCAUAACAGGUUGAAUGGAUCAUUGCAGCUAGAUGAGGUUUUGAAGCUUAGAAAUUUAACUACACUAACCCUUUCUCACAACAACAUAUCAAUCAUUGAGAAUGUUGCAAAUGUUGAUUUGUCUUCAAUUCCCAACUUUAAUGUUUUGGGCUUGGCAUCCUGCAACUUGAAAACUUUUCCAAAGUUCUUGAUAAAUCAAUCCACAUUGACCUAUCUAGACCUUUCAAAUAACCAAAUCCAAGGAAAAAUACCAAACUGGAUAUGCAAAUUACAAGAUCUUCAUUCACUUAAUAUUUCUCACAAUCUUCUCACUAAUUUUGAAGGAUCUUUUCAAAUUCUUACUUCCAAAUUUAAAUUUCUUGACCUUCAUAACAACAAACUGCAGGGAUCGAUACCUGCUUUUCCUAAAUAUGCCUAUUUUUUAGACUACUCAAGCAAUAAUUUUUCAACUGUCCCACAAUAUAUUGGUAGUAACUUAUCAUUCAUGAAAUUCCUAUCUUUUUCUAACAAUAAUUUACAUGGAAGCCUCCCUGAUUACCUAUGCAAUGCUUCAGAACUUCAACUCCUAGAUAUUUCCUUCAACAACUUUUCUGGAACAAUUCCUCCAUGUUUAAUCACAAUGACUACCCUUGCAGCAUUAAAUGUGGAGAAGAACAUUCUCACUGGCCCCAUACCAGAUAUGUUUCCAAAUUCUUGUGUUGUAACCAGAUUGAACUUCCAUGGAAAUCAAUUACAAGGGGCAAUCCCUAGGUCUCUAUCCCACUGCUCAUCAUUAGAGGUAUUGGACAUUGGAUCAAACCAAAUUGUUGAUCAUUUUCCAUGCUUCUUAAAUGACAUACUAACACUUAGUGUCUUGGUUUUGAGGAAUAACAAAUUUCAUGGCUCUAUAGAAUGUUCAGAAAAUAAACCUUGGAAAUCGAUUCAAAUAGUGGACAUUGCUUUCAACAAUUUCAACGGAAAACUACCUAAAAAGUAUUUUACAACUUGGGAAAGAAUGAUAUAUGAUGAAGAUGUUGCACGUGACAUCAACUACGAGAUGUUACGGGACUACUCAUAUUAUGAUGAUAGUGUUACGGUUACAUGUAAAGGCCAAGAACAGAAGUUGGUUAAAAUUCGAAAAAUUUUCAAAGUCAUUGAUUUCUCAUCCAAUUUUUUUGAAGGGCCAAUACCUCUGUCGUUGAUGGACUUCAAAGCACUUUACGUUUUGAAUUUUUCAAACAAUGGUCUUACAGGUGAGAUCCCAUCUUCGAUAGGGAACAUGAAACAGUUAGAGUCAUUAGACUUCUCAAACAACUAUUUGGUUGGUGAAAUUCCAGUGCAACUAGCAAAUUUGUCAUUCCUUUCAUAUUUGAACCUUUCCUUCAAUCAUUUGGAAGGGAAGAUCCCAACAGGUACUCAACUUCAAACAUUUCAAGCUUCUUCCUUUGUAGGAAAUGAUGGACUAUAUGGCCCUCCAUUGAUUGAAAGAACUGAUGGUAAGAGGAAGGACUUGCAUCCACAACCAACAUGUGAAAGGCUAGUGUGUUCAAUAGACUGGAACUUUUUAAGUGUAGAAUUGGGAUUUGUUUUUGGAUUCGGAAUGCUCAUUGGCCCAAUCAUAUUUUGGAAGAAAUGGAGGGUAGGUUAUUGGAAACUUGCAGACAAAAUUCUCUGUAAAAUGUUUCCUUGGAUGUACCUUGAAUAUGAAACCCACAGAGGACAAACCUACACAGUUUUAAGGUGGUAGUGACAUUAAAAUCUAAUGUGUGUGCUAAUUAGUAUAAUAGUAUUUUAUAUUUUCAACUCUGUUGUUCUUUACAUAUACUUCUAUGUUAUAUGAUGAUAUUGUUCAUGUUGUAUUAAAUUUGAAUAAGAUAAUAUUAGAUGACAUUUUCAAUCUUAUUUGUAUUUUCUAAAUGAAAGAUUUUCAAAAUCUGAGAUUGA
Vicia villosa (hairy vetch) is the source of this 3004-nucleotide messenger RNA. Its product is annotated as receptor-like protein 7. Bases 12 to 2807 code for a protein of 931 amino acids. The record is from RefSeq and is a predicted model, not a curated record. NCBI's taxonomy places the organism in Eukaryota, Viridiplantae, Streptophyta, Magnoliopsida, Fabales, Fabaceae. Gene Ontology annotation, molecular function: protein binding. The transcript has a single exon.